UUGGAUGCAAUAACUGAGGUGGCGCUGAAGUCAGUUUCUAUUCGGCCUAAUUUUCGAUGAAACGUUGACUGUUUUACCGACGCGGAAUUCGGAGUUGGGCCUCCACGCUAGCAUCACCUUAAAAACAAAGAUGCUGGCAAAGAAUCAACUUCGAAGAUUACGUUGUUCCGUUUAAUUUUCUCUAUAAAGGUCAUCUAAAUGACAGAAGUAAACGAAAAAUUAGUGAAAGAAGAAGUAGAUGAGGACAACUUGUGCAGCGAUGCUGCUGCACGGUUGACUUUUGAAAUUGCCCUGGAAAUUGCGAAAACGUCGUGCAGUUAUGCAGAGGGAGAAUUUAUAAAAAAAUGCUUGUUAAUUGCAGCCGGACAAUUAUGUCCACAGCAAGUCCGAACUUUCGAAACGAUAAAUCUGUCUAAUAAAAUAAUAAAACGUUGCAUUGAUUUAAUGGUGUGCAACGUUAAGAAGCAAAUACAGAUAAUAUGUACAUCUUUUAUAACAUACUCAUUAGCAGUUAAUCAGUAUAUAUGUUUAUCUGGUAUACCCUAUAUAGCAAUUUUCAUUCGUGGAGUAAAUAGUAACUUACAUGUUACAGAAGAGCUAUUAGAUUUAGUGCCAGUAGAUGAUAUGAUUGCAGAGAACAUUUUAUCUUGUGUAAAUAAGACAUUACAAAAUAAUGAUUUAAAAUGGGAAAGACUUGUUUCAAUAACAACCAAUGGAUCCUCUAUGAUGACUGAGGAUAAAAUUGGUUUUAUGAGUCUUGUGAAUGGAAAGAUGAGAGAAAUAGGCAGUUCUAAUAAUGUAAUUGCUGUACAUAGUCUAAUGCUCAUGCAUAAUCUAUGUGUAAAAAGUGAUGUAAUAUUGAAUGUUAUGUCCACCAUUGUAAAUGUUGUAUGUUAUAUUAGAAAUCAUGAAAUAAAGUUACAAGAAUUCCAUGCACUUGUGGAAGAACUAGAUUCAGACUAUGAGUCUAGUAGGGUAAUAGAAUUGUCUAAUUACACUGAAGUGGAAUGGUUAAACCGUGGAACUGUAUUGGAAAAAUUUUUUAAUAUACAUGAAAUAAUAAGAGACUUCAUGGAAUUAACUGGACAAUCUGUACCACAAUUGAAGGAUACCCAAUGGCUAAUUGAUUUAGCAUUCCUGGCUGAUUUAGCAACUCAUUUAAAUAAUCUAAAUCUAUUGCUGCAAGAAGAAGGACAAAUUAUAGUGCAAUUGUAUGAUAGUAUUCGUGCAUUUCAAAUGAAAAUACAAUUAUGGAUAAAACAGUUGCAAAUGGGAAAUCCUUAUCAUUUUCCAAAAUUAAAAUUAGCACCGCUUACUGAGGACUGUGUUAAAAGACUGUGCACAAUUUUACAAAUACUCCUGGAAGAAAUUGAAACCAGGUUCAAGGACAUACAAGAUUUAGAUACAAGUUUUAAUAUAUAUACAAUGCCUUUUACAGUCAAUGUGAAUACAGUUCCAUCAGAACUACUGUUAGAAUUACUUGAUAUGCGAUGCGAUCGAAAAGUAAAAGUAAAAGGAGGUUCUUUAAUAGAAUUUUAUGAAAAUUUUUCUUAUAUACGAUUUCCACAAUUACAUAAUCUUGCGGCUAGAACAUUAUGCAUGUUUGGAUCGACACGUUUUUGUGAGCAACUGAUUUUAAACAUGAAAAAGAUUAAAUCAGCUUACAGAACAGGGAUAAUUGGUUAUGAUUAUAUUUUCAAGUGUUCAUUAAUAUUAAAUUCGUGUCGAAAGAUUCGUCCAAAUAUUAACCAAUUAUUGAGAGAAAGAAAAUUAUAGGAGACUAUCAGUCAUUUAAAAUUAUAUUUGCCUUAUUUCGAGAACGAACUUUUUCUUUGAUGUAUUUAUCAGUUUUAUAACAUGUAUUAUUUAUUUUUUCUAUUAACUUAUUGUUAGUAUUGUCUGAUGUAUAUAUGUACAAUCAUGUUUGUUGCAUUCAGUUACAUAUAUAUAUAUAUAUUUGUUAGUUCCUAAACUUGUACAUACAUAUAUUGCAAGUAAUAUCACGUUCAGAUCAUCACAACUAUACUCAUCUACAAAAAGGAACCCAUUAACAUAUUGUAAAUAAUGUAUUAUACGCAAUCAUUUGUUAUGAACUAUACAAACGUAUACGUCUCGUUUAUUAUACCUGUAAAUAAAUACUAAUAUUAACAAAACGCCCAUAAGAGCGGCAAUUGUACAAGCCGGAUAUACGGUAACUUAUACUUAAUAGUUUUUUUAUACAUCUUUUGUAGUUUAUCAAUGAUCAAGGUGCUAAGAUUUACUGAUCUAUAGUGUUCAUUAAAUAUAAGAGAUAAUUGUAAACGCAGAAGUAUAAAAAUAUGUUUUAUUCCUCACACAACUUUACAUGAACAGUUGCCAGCAGGCAAGAUUAAAUAUAAUGAACGAUUUGAUAUCAAUUUAUCAUAUCAAGUACACGCUUUUGUAAAUAAUCUCACUUAAGAAGAAGUGAGCGAGCAUAGAGCGAUUAAUUCGUACAAAGCGUUAUAUUAAAAGCGGUAGAGGUAGUUGCAAGAAUAAAUGGGUUUUCCACCGCAGCAUUGAAAACCGAGUAUUAUCAUCGUAUCUAUAUUUAAUAUUUUCAUCGUGCGCGACAGAAGGCACGUGCAAAAAAUUUAUGAAUUGAUUGUAUUUCGUGAAAAUAGAAAUUUUGUCGUAACAGACGAUUCUAAUUUACAAGCUACACGCGAAAGGCAUUUUAAUGUAUAAUACGCUAAAGAUAGAAAUUGAAACCCUGUACAUUUGAUAUGCUUUUGAAAAAGAUGAAUACUAAUAAAUAGAGAAAAGAAAAUGAUGUCGAACUAGAAUGAAUUGUAAUAAAUUAAUAUAGCA
Messenger RNA from Osmia lignaria (orchard mason bee), 2829 nucleotides. Its product is annotated as general transcription factor II-I repeat domain-containing protein 2-like. Lineage: Eukaryota; Metazoa; Arthropoda; Insecta; Hymenoptera; Megachilidae. The record is from RefSeq and is a predicted model, not a curated record.